This is a messenger RNA of Penaeus indicus, 5229 nucleotides long. RefSeq names its product splicing factor 3B subunit 1-like. The transcript has 7 exons. Gene Ontology annotation, biological process: spliceosomal complex assembly. Gene Ontology annotation, cellular component: U2 snRNP; U12-type spliceosomal complex; catalytic step 2 spliceosome. Gene Ontology annotation, molecular function: mRNA binding. The record is from RefSeq and is a predicted model, not a curated record. NCBI's taxonomy places the organism in Eukaryota, Metazoa, Arthropoda, Malacostraca, Decapoda, Penaeidae. The coding region runs from base 1 to 3813 and encodes 1270 amino acids.
AUGAAGCUGAUGUAUGGUGGCCAAUGGCGUGAUCUGAUGGACAGCGAAUUACCAAGGCCAGCGAAAGUCUUAACACCAAGUUAUAUUAGUGGAGUGUCCUGCCAUGUCCGACCAUACCGACUCUCCUCGUUAAAAUGUCAGAAAACUGUGGAUACUUGCAGUGGAAAGCAGAUUACACUGAAAAUGAUUAAAGAAAGGAAAGAGAGGCUCUCAGGUAACAUGUUGGGUUUCUUCCUCCUUGACAUAAGGGUGCGGCAGCUAGAGUUAUCUCCGGCAUUAUCACGAGGCAAAACACCUGACAUGAAUGCGCGAACCUAUGCACACAUCAUGCAGGAAACACGUCUGAAAGGAGAAGAAGCCCUUAUCCGGAAAACAAUUCAGGAAAGAGCAAAGGAAGGAACUCUUCAAGCUGUGGCUACCAAUGGUGACGCACCAAAAGCUGCUCCAAGAAAGCGAGGCCGUUGGGAUCAGACAGCUGAUGAAACACCACAACCAAAGAAAAAAACAACAUGGGAAGCUGAAACUCCUUCUGUUGCUCGUUGGGAUGAGACUCCAGGUCGAGCCAAAGGAAGUGAGACGCCUGGUGCCACACCAGGACAGAGCACUCGUAUGUGGGAUGCCACACCAGGCCAUGCAACACCUGGCCAUGAAACACCUGUUCAUGACAAGGCUACUCCUUCAGCUCGACGAAAUCGGUGGGAUGAGACACCAAAAACAGAUCGUGGAGAAACUCCUGGACAUAACAGUGGCUGGGCUGAAACCCCUCGAACUGACCGUGGAGCUAGUGACCUCAUACAAGAAACCCCAACUCCAAGUGCCAGCAAGCGGCGCUCAAGAUGGGAUGAAACUCCAGCCGCACAAACUCCUGGUGCCACUCCAUCAGGAGCUAUGACCCCAUCAACACCCCACACACCCAGUAUGACUCCAGGAAUGAUGACUCCUGGGGGUAUAACUCCUGGAGGUACAACACCUGUUGGGCCAAAGGCUAUUGGUAUGGCUACUCCAUCACCAGGACAGCUGGUAAAUAUGACACCAGAACAAAUUCAUGCUUUCAGGUGGGAAAGGGAAAUUGACGAGAGGAAUAGGCCCAUGACAGAUGAAGAACUUGAUGCUCUAUUUCCUCCUGGGUAUGAAGUGCUACCACCACCUCAGGGUUAUGUUCCUAUAAGAACACCUGCACGUAAAUUAACAGCUACUCCAACACCAAUGAUAGGAACCCCUCAAGGAUUCUACAUGCAGAAGGAGGGCAUGACACCAAAGCAUGAUGACUCACAGCCCAAAGGGAAUUUGCCCUUACUGAAACCUGAAGAUGCCCAGUACUUUGAUAAACUUCUGCAAGAUGUUGAUGAGGAGAGCCUAAGCCCAGAAGAGCAAAAGGAAAGGAAAAUAAUGAAAUUGCUUCUCAAAAUAAAGAAUGGAACUCCUCCAAUGCGCAAGGCAGCACUACGCCAGAUUACAGAUAAAGCAAGAGAGUUUGGUGCCGGGCCUCUCUUUAACCAGAUUCUGCCCUUGCUAAUGUCCCCAACAUUGGAGGAUCAAGAACGACAUCUUUUGGUCAAAGUUAUUGACAGAGUUCUCUACAAACUUGAUGACCUGGUACGCCCUUAUGUUCAUAAGAUUCUUGUGGUCAUUGAACCUCUACUUAUUGAUGAAGAUUACUAUGCUCGUGUAGAAGGUAGAGAGAUCAUUAGUAAUUUGGCCAAAGCUGCUGGAUUAGCAACCAUGAUUUCCACAAUGAGACCUGAUAUUGAUAACAUUGAUGAAUACGUGCGUAACACGACUGCCCGAGCCUUUGCUGUUGUGGCCUCUGCCCUUGGGAUUCCAUCUUUGCUACCAUUUUUAAAGGCUGUUUGUAAGAGCAAAAAGUCAUGGCAGGCACGACAUACUGGUAUUAAAAUUGUACAGCAGAUUGCCAUCUUGAUGGGUUGUGCAAUUUUGCCACAUCUCCGUUCCCUUGUUGAAAUUAUUGAACAUGGACUUGUUGAUGAGCAACAGAAGGUGAGAACUAUCACUGCUCUUGCCUUGGCUGCACUGGCAGAAGCAGCAACACCUUAUGGUAUUGAGAGUUUUGAUUCUGUUUUGAAGCCUCUGUGGCGUGGUAUCCGACAGCACCGUGGCAAGGGUCUUGCUGCCUUUUUGAAAGCCAUUGGUUAUCUGAUUCCACUUAUGGAUGGAGAGUAUGCUGACUACUAUACAAGGGAAGUGAUGUUGAUCCUCAUUCGUGAAUUCCAAAGUCCUGAUGAAGAAAUGAAGAAGAUUGUGUUGAAGGUGGUCAAACAGUGUUGUGCCACAGAUGGUGUGGAACCAGGAUAUAUUAAGGAGGAGAUCCUACCCCACUUCUUCAAGCACUUUUGGAACCACAGAAUGGCUCUUGAUCGGCGAAAUUACCGCCAGCUAGUCGAUACAACUGUUGAGAUUGCAAAUAAAGUUGGAGCAUCUGAGAUUGUUAACCGUAUUGUAGAUGAUUUAAAAGAUGAAAAUGAGCAGUACCGUAAAAUGGUAAUGGAAACAAUUGAAAAGAUUAUGGCUAACUUAGGUGCAGCAGACAUUGAUUCUCGACUUGAAGAACAGUUGAUUGACGGUAUUCUUUAUGCAUUCCAGGAGCAGACUACAGAAGAUGUUGUUAUGCUCAAUGGAUUUGGUACCAUUGUUAAUGCUCUUGGAUCACGUGUCAAGGCUUACCUUCCUCAAAUUUGUGGUACUAUAUUGUGGCGCCUGAAUAAUAAGUCUGCCAAAGUGCGUCAACAAGCUGCAGAUCUGAUAUCUCGCAUUGCAGUAGUAAUGAAAACAUGCCAGGAAGAGAAACUGAUGGGACAUUUGGGUGUUGUGCUGUAUGAAUAUCUUGGUGAAGAAUAUCCCGAAGUUCUUGGGUCCAUUCUCGGUGCUUUGAAAGGUAUUGUGAAUGUUAUUGGAAUGCACAAAAUGAACCCUCCCAUCAAAGAUCUUCUCCCACGUCUUACUCCCAUUCUGAAGAACAGACAUGAAAAAGUACAAGAAAAUUGCAUUGACUUGGUAGGACGCAUUGCUGACAGAGGACCAGAGUAUGUGAGUCCUCGUGAAUGGAUGAGAAUUUGCUUUGAAUUGUUAGAACUUCUUAAAGCACACAAAAAAGCCAUCAGAAGAGCAACAGUAAACACAUUUGGUUAUAUUGCCAAAGCCAUUGGUCCACACGAUGUGCUUGCUACAUUAUUAAAUAACCUUAAGGUUCAAGAGCGACAAAAUCGAGUGUGUACAACUGUGGCUAUUGCUAUAGUCGCUGAGACAUGUUCCCCAUUUACAGUUCUCCCAGGUCUUAUGAAUGAAUACAGAGUUCCUGAACUGAAUGUCCAAAAUGGAGUUCUGAAGUCCCUUUCUUUCCUUUUUGAAUAUAUUGGUGAAAUGGGGAAAGAUUAUAUAUAUGCUGUCACAUCACUUCUGGAAGAUGCUCUCAUGGACAGAGAUUUAGUGCACAGGCAGACUGCAUGUGCAGCCAUCAAACAUAUGGCCAUUGGCGUUUAUGGUUUUGGUUGCGAAGAUGCACUGAUUCACUUGUUGAAUUAUGUAUGGCCUAAUAUCUUUGAGACAUCACCUCAUCUGGUCCAAGCUUUCAUGGACAGCAUUGAGGGACUCAGGGUGGCCCUUGGACCGCAGAAGAUUCUUCAGUAUGUGUUGCAGGGGCUUUUCCACCCAGCAAGAAAAGUUCGAGAUGUUUAUUGGAAAAUUUACAACAAUUUGUAUAUUGGCGCUCAAGAUGCUCUUGUGGCAGGGUAUCCACGGAUAUUAAAUACAGGCAACAACAUAUACUCCAGGGAUGAGCUUGAUUAUAUCUUGUAGUUGAUUUCUUUGUGAAAUGAUAUUUAGUGAAAAUGUUGGAUUAUUUUCUUACAAAGUUGUUUGUGUCUGUGUUUCGGGAUGGCUGUUUCCUUGUGUACAUGUAUACAUGCACAUUUCUGCACAGUUUUACUCUAUCUCCCACGCACACACACACACACACGCACAUACACGCACAUGCACACGCACACACACACGCACACACACAGACACGCACACUCGCACACACACAGACACGCACACACACACAUACACACAGACACGCACACACACACAUACAAACAGACACGCACACACACAUACACACACACGCACACACACACAUAGAUACUGGCAUGCAUGAAUGCACUCAUGUGUGUACACUUAAUUUUAUUUUAUUCUGUAUAUUAAUAUCAAUGGGUGAUUUUUGGAUCAUAAAAUGACCAUAGUAAAAUUUACAUCACGGCAGUAUUUUGUUUUCUCCACACUUUCAUUUGUACUCAUGGAGUAAGUGCUAAGUAUAGGCUAAUUGUAGCCCUUGUUUAGUCAUGGCACUGGAUCACUGUUGAAGAUGUCCAUUUUCACUUGAAGAUUGUAGGAUUACUUUCAGUUUCACUCACUGAUGCUGAACUUAAGCAUUGUGAUGUCCAUUAUAGUAUACAGAUUAUUUUGAAUGUAAAAUUAUUAAAUGGAGUGAUACCGGCAUUUUACAUGAAACAUUUUUAUAAGUACAAUACAAGUGAAAUUAGUUCUACAAACUUCAUCAAUUAUACUGGUGCAAGAUGAUGCAUCAUUGUCCAUAAUCUGUGCAUAGCAGAAACUGAUUUGUAUGGCAACAGAGUUAUAACCAAGUAGUUCGCAUAUCUUUCUGAAUGUAUACAAUAAGAAUGAUGGUAGUUGAUGGUCCGAAACUUAGUAGAUGCUGUCAAAAAGUACCUGACAUAAUGACCCUUUAGUCAUCAAGAAUUUAAGAGUUCGUAUGCCAUAUAUCAGACCGUUUAAGAAGCUAUGAAGAUUGCCUAACUUUCUACAUAUAAAAAAAAUGUAGGAGAGGAAUGUUUGUAAAGUACAACAAUUCUUUUUCGGGAACUGAUUUGUCUCCCAAGUUGAAAGUGAUGAAUGGUUGUUUCAUGUGUUAGAAAUUUAUGUAUUAUUGUAUUUGACCAAAUAUAUGGAUGAUUAUAAUAAUGUAAACAAAAAGUUUCAUAUUGGCAAAUGACAGCUCAUUAUAAGUUAGCAGAAGUUACCGUUCUCUAGAUCAUGUCAUAAUUUGAUAAUGUAGGAGUCAUAGAUUAAGUUAAUUCCUGUCUAACAAUCCAUCCUGCUUGUACUUUUAGGACCUGUCAUCUUUUGAGAUUUGAUUUUUUAAGUUUAUUUCAAAAAUACCGUUUUGAACACUACUCCCAAUAGAGUGUUGGAAUAAAAUAAUUAUAUUCAUAA